Messenger RNA from Gadus morhua (Atlantic cod), 4200 nucleotides. RefSeq names its product Rho GTPase activating protein 10 (gene arhgap10). Gene Ontology annotation, molecular function: protein binding; GTPase activator activity. Gene Ontology annotation, biological process: signal transduction. Gene Ontology annotation, cellular component: cytoplasm. The transcript has 22 exons. Lineage: Eukaryota; Metazoa; Chordata; Actinopteri; Gadiformes; Gadidae. The coding region runs from base 415 to 2829 and encodes 804 amino acids. The record is from RefSeq and is a predicted model, not a curated record.
AGAGAGUUUUAUGAUCUGUCACUUUGGUACUAUGUGGAUUUCAUGUUUGCACUGGAGGACACCUCCUCGGAUAGACUAGGGUACUGAUUUUGACAGCGGUCUUUUAUUGCUCAAUGAUAAGUAGUUGAAACUUUCAACCUUUUCGAAAAACUAUUCAUUUUUCCCACCGUUUUUUUCCUUUUACCGCGUAUUAGAAAACGAAAGAACUGCACCCAUGCGCCUGAGUCCAAAGUUACCGUGCUAGCCAACGCUAGCUACUUACUUCAAAAAGCUAUGCUUUGCCAAACUAAACUGGGAUUUAAAGGUCAACUCUCAGGUAGCAUAGCUUUCCUUUCGCUUAUCCUUUAAGGGAACAGUGCAUAUUUUCACCUGGUACCUUCGCUAGCAGCAUUCUGCUAGCAAUAUUUCAAAGAAAUGGGAUUACACCCUCUGGAAUUCAGUGAAUGCUAUCUGGACAGCCCAGGCUUCAGGGAGAAAAUCAAGUCACACGAAGCAGAGUUGGAGAAGACCAACCGUUUUAUCAAAGAACUCUACAAGGAUGGAAAGAAUCUUAUCAAUGCCACAAAGCAGCUUGGGAUGGCACAGAGGAAGUUUGCCCAGUGCCUUGGUGAAUUUCAGUUUGAGUACAUUGGGGAUGCGAAGACGGAUGAUGAGAAAUGUAUUGAUGAUUCAUUACUAGAAUUCUCUUCUUUUCUCAAGAACCUGGAGGACCAAAGAGAGCUUAUGAUGAGGAACAUUACAGAAACAUUGAUGAAACCCCUUGAGAAGUUCCGUAAAGAGCAACUGGGCGCGGCAAGGGCGGAAAGGAAGAAGUAUGAGAAGGAAACGGAGAAGUACUACAGCUCCUUGGAGAAGCUUUUGAACAUGUCAGCAAAGAAGAAGGAGCCUCAGCUCCAAGAGGCAGACAGCCAGGUAGAGGUCAUGAGGCUGCACUUCCAGGAGGAGUCCCUUGACUACGUAUGCAAACUGCAGGAGAUCCAGGAGAGGAAGAAGUUUGAAUGCGUUGAACCGAUGCUGGCCUUUUUCCAGACAGUCUUCACCUUUUAUCACCAGGGAUUUGAGCUUGCCAAUGACUUUGACCAUUACAAGCAGGACUUGCAGAUAAAUAUCCAGAAUACGAGGAGUCGGUUCGAGGGGGCACGGCUGGAAGUGAACGAGCUGAUGAAGCGGAUCAGGGAGGCGCCACAGGAAUACAGACAGACCAGUCCGAUAAGCAGCGAGGGCUACCUUUAUGUACAAGAGAAACGACCACCUCCCUUUGGUUCGAGUUGGGUGAAGCGCUAUUGCACAUUCGUCAAGGAGCAGAAGAUCUUACACAUGGUGACCUUUGACCACAGAUCUGGUGGAAAGAUGGGGGAAACCGAGUCGGUCACUCUAAAGUCCUGUGUCCGCAAAACUACAGACGUGCUGGAUCGGAGGUUCUGCCUGGACCUUGACAUCACAGAUCGUCCCGGGACGGUCCUGACAGUACAGAGCAUGUCCGAAGAUGACCACAAAUUCUGGAUGCAGGCCAUGGGAGGGAAGGAGCCUCUCGGACAUUAUCUUGGAAGGACCUGCUCCAAAGAAAGAGGAAGUAUGUGUCUAGUUGAGAUGGAUCAAGUUUCAACUAAGUUUUUGUCUAACUUAUUGGGGGAUGGUUCAAGCAAGAUGGUUCUUCUCAAACUUAUUUCUUCCACUGUAGUUGAUGCCCAGUUGGAUGACUUGGGCAUGGGCUUUGUGCAGAACUCGAUCAACGCCAUAGAGAAAAGAGGUAUCAAUGACCAGGGCUUGUACAGAGUGGUGGGGGUCAGUUCCAAGGUCCAGAAGCUCCUCGCACUAAUGAUUGAAGAGAAGAGCCACGAGGUGGAUCUGUCCACCAGUGAAGAAUGGGACGUUAAAACGAUAACCAGUGCCCUGAAGCUUUACCUGAGGAGCCUUCCUGAGCCAUUGAUGACCUAUGGACUUUAUAAAGACUUCAUCAAUCCUGCAAAGAGUGGUAGUCCAGAGUCUCGUUUCCAAGCCAUCCACUGCCUGGUCCACAAACUGCCCGACAAGAACCAACACACCCUGGGGCUCGUUCUGAAGCAUCUGGCCAAUGUUGCAGACCACAGUAAGCAGAACCUGAUGACCGUAGCCAACCUGGGCGUGGUGUUUGGCCCCACACUGAUGAGACCCCAGGAGGAAACCGUGGCGGCCAUCAUGGAUCUGAAGUUCCAGAACAUUGUGGUGGAGAUCCUCAUCAAGCAGCACCAGAAGAUCUUUGCAGGAGCCCCAGAAUCGUGCCCUGCGUCGGGCGGCCCGGUACUGCUGGCCCCGACCAGGCAGUCCAAGAAGGUGGCUCGCCAGAACAGACCUCUGGCCGUGUACAACCCCCAGGCCCUGGACAUCAAGAGUGCAGUCUCACCGGAUGGAAGCAGUCCCACCCCAGCAGCAGAUGACGGCUCAACGGGUAGCAGUGAUUCGGUGGAGUCGCAGCCCUCCUCACGCAGCCCCCCUCUGGCCACGCCCUCAGACACCCCUCCAGAGAAGAGUGGCCACACCCCGCUCUCGUCCCCCCUCAGCAACACAAGCACUGGGGGCGGAGCCUCCCACGCCGGCUCUGCAGGCUCCCGGGAGACCAACCUAACCGGCGCUGUAUCUUCUGAUGAAGCCCAAGCAGAGGAGAGCGUCCCGGUGGCCAGGAAGGCCGAGGCGGUGUACCCUUGCGAGGCGGAGCACGACUCGGAGCUCUCCUUCCUGAUCGGCGCCAUAUUCACCGGCGUGACCCCAUCGAGGGAGCCCGGCUGGCUGGAGGGGGUGCUGGACGGGAAGAAGGGCCUCAUCCCAGAGAACUAUGUCAAGUUCCUGUAGCCGCUUGCUCCAAUACAAAGCAAGACGGAGCGGAUGGAGAUCCAGGGGAGCUAAAAUCAAGAACGAACGGGGGGGGGGGGGGGGGGCGGGGUGCCUUUGCUUUUCACCCAAACCUACUAUCGUUAUACCAUUGUGUGAACUCUAUGAACAAAAAUAUGGUGCCGCAAAUUACCGUCGUUUGUUGAAACCGUACUAUUCCUUCAAGGCACCCGUCGGAUUAGCCGUUACACCUGACAGCGUGCAUGAAGUCACUGGGUACACUACAAGGGGACCAGAACAUAGCCGAGUGCAUUCACCACACAUUUACGUGGCAAAUGCCAAGCUCUCACUCCGUACCAACACAGUCACCAGCAGUAUCCCACCCAACCCCAACGACCUGCCAACAUAUACAUGGUAUCCAUGAGUUGUAAGUCCCAGCUGAACCCCCCCCCCCUACCCAACCCAUUGUCAGAAGAGUUACCUCUCUGUGAAAUGUGGUUGACGACGGCCUCCCACUGCUAGUCCAUAGAAGCUACAACAGUCCACUCCACCAGUGUACAGACCUCAGGACAGACGGGCUGUUUCCGAUGUGCCUUAACACAAACGUGAAUGUAAGAGAUCCACUUGCUGGGGAGUUGAUACAGAGGUCUUUUCAUUCAAUUUUUUUUUUGCUUUUAGCUGUGGAAGGUUGCAUGUGCUGAUUUAACAAAGUAUACAUCGAUGCAUCACAAAGCAUAUUGAUCUUUUAUUUGAAAUUAUUUAAUUGGCACACUGAUUGCAUGUCGCUGAACCGUGUACCAUUUGUCAUAUAUAUUGUUAUUUUUGUUUCAAUGGCAUACUUUGCCACCGUUGACGUAUACACUCCGCUGCAGAGGGGGACAUUUCUUCAUAAGGGCUUCACCACCCUUGCCGGUAGUUUGCUGUGAUGCAAGGCUGGUUUUUAGAUAUGCUGAAAGGCCUCUCGUAUUACUAGGUAUUUAAUGAGUUUGAGGAAAGUGUUAAGAUAGUUAUGACUGUUAGCCGGGGUUCAGCAUAGUUUGCGAAAUAGUUUUUACCAAAGGGUUUUACUGAAAUUCUUAUCUAGAAAUCCUCGUUGGACGUUGUUCUCUAAUGUUUGAACAUAAAAAUCAAAACACACAAUGUUUGCACAGUUCCUUUUUUUCCAAUUGACUUCUUUAAAAAUCCAAAUUUGUUGUUUUUAUUAAUAAACAUAUGUUGUUUGGUUGUUUGUAAAGAGCUUAAAAUGCCAACUAUAUUACAAAUUACAAAUGUAACUUUUAUGAAAGUUUAAGGGUUAUACACGUCGUCUUCAAUCUAUUGUCAAACGCUUUGUCUGAAAGUGUCAGUUCAGUGUUUUGUUUAACCAUUUCAAUAAAAAUGAUUUAAGGCUGA